This is a messenger RNA of Daphnia pulex (common water flea), 2388 nucleotides long. RefSeq lists its product as uncharacterized. Bases 129 to 1592 code for a protein of 487 amino acids. The record is from RefSeq and is a predicted model, not a curated record. The transcript has 5 exons. NCBI's taxonomy places the organism in Eukaryota, Metazoa, Arthropoda, Branchiopoda, Diplostraca, Daphniidae.
UUGUCUUGAUUACCAAGAUAACAAAUUGUAAUAUAGACUCUGGAUUUGUUUUUAACUUUGUCGGAGCACAUACAACGCCUUCACUUCAUAUCGCUUCACUUCAUUCAUUAUCCACUCUCAAUUGAAAAAUGACUCGUCCUAAUAACGUGAUGAGCCUGUUGGAGCAGCAGCUGUUCUGGAAAACACUCUUUGAAGAGAAGAAAUUUGCCUCGCAAUUACCUUCGCUAGCAGCAAAUCACGUUGAUGGCGUCACUUACGACGAUUUACCACAAUAUGGCAAAGUGCAAAUCGUUGUUCAGGCAGCAUCUAGUCUAGGCGAUAACUUUAUGAGCGACACCUUCACCAUGACGGCUAAAUUGACGCGAUGCGACACGAUCGAAACCUUGCAAGCAUUCACAAAGGUGCUUCCAUCAAAUCUGAUGCUUCGCCUUGCAGCUUACGAAUCCCGAACUCAUCACCACGAGAUGCACAUGUACCUCCAUUUCUUCAAUCUCUUGCGAGAAAUGCACGCUGGACAACAGAUCCCAUUAGAUAUUCCGGCCAUCUACUACGUUAACAUUGAAGAAAUCAUCCCUGGCGAGACGGACGGAUCGGGUACUUGUAUCGUCCUCGAGGAUCUUUCAACGCAGGGCUAUUGCAUGUCGGAUAAAUUUGGCGGUGCUGAUUAUCGACACUGUCACUUGGCUCUCACUUCACUUGCUCAUUACCAUGCCUUGACAAUGAGUGCCGUGAGAAAAUGGAAGGAUCCAUCGACAGACGAGUUAUCCAACUUACCAGAAUCAGUCAAGUUUCUUGUGAAGGAGAAAACAGUCUAUGAAGUCAGCGCCGUCCAAAUUGCCAGAGAUUUUUCCAAGAAGAUGAUUGAGUUCGCGCAAGAUGUCAAGCGGCCUGAUCUUGCAGAAUGGCUUACACAACUGAUUGAUGAACGUUUGCCCGAGGUUAUUCUUGUCGACACGGUAAAAAGUUGCGGUCCAAUGGCUUGCAUUCUCCAUGGCGAUUUUUGGAACAACAAUAUGCUCUUCAAAUACGCGGACGUUGAGGGAAAUGAGACCGAAUCGACCGCUUCUUCUUCCAUUCCAGUGUCCUUGAAGCUGAUUGACUUUCAAAUGUCAAGGAUCGGCCAUCCGCUCACCGACAUCCUUUACUUUAUGAACGCUAGUGCCAAGCCGGAAGUCAGAGAGCGGCGCAUGAUAAGAUUGUUACGCCACUACUAUGACACGUUGACUGCUGAUUUGCGACUUCUCGGCAUUCCUCUCGAUAAUUGCUCUUUGCAAGACUUCCUGAGCGAGUACAAGAGAAGGUCGUUGAUGGGUUUGUUCUUUGGCGGCCUGAUCAUGUCGAUGGGACUAGCCAAAGCUGUCGUCUCUACGAUGCAACAGUUGGACGAAGAGGAGCAACUGAAAGAACCAGUCAACCGCACAAGUAAACAAGUUGUGAAAACUGAUUCAGAAGAUUUCAGCGGGAAGAGUGCAUCGUUUGAAGAGACUAUCAAGAACAUGAUGGCCUCACACAAGUUGAGCGAAAAUCCAAUCCUAACCGACCGCCUCCUUAGACUCAUCAUCCAAGUUCACACCUUGAACACCUCGUCAUAAAUAAGAGAUAACUAUCAGUCAUUUACUUUAAGGUGUUUGCUAGCCUUGGCCGGUUGUAACCAGUAUCAUACCCCACCUAAUUUGUUAUCAUUCUUUAUUGAUAAGGACCAGGAUGCGUUAUAUAAUGUAGUGUCCUAAUUCGUGAAGUUUUUUUAAGCCUGAACGAAUUGUAUAGAUUUUGCAUUGAUUCUGUAUGGUGGAAUUUCUGUGUAACUAUAUAUUAGUUCAAUUAUAUGUCCCGAUCGAUAACAACUACUUGAAAAUGAAAUAUGAUGAAGGAAUUUACGCUACUGUUCUGUUCUUUGAUGAAUAUUCUAUACUGACUAGUAGGGCGAUAUUUACAGAAAACGAUCACAUGCGUGAUAAGAGUGAUUGAUUACUGGAUCACGAUAACAAUUGAAAUAACAAAAAUAAACAGACGGACAUGUAGAACUGACGGUUUAUUUUAGAAUUAAGAGUGAAAACAGAAGCAACAGCCCCGUGAUGAAGUCGAUUGUUACCGGCAUCAUCUGAGUGGUGACGACUGUUGAUGCCUGCUUUAUUCCGCGCACCCUUAUGUAACCUGCAAAGCUUGAAACAUUUAUAAUACAAACCUCACUUGAUAAUUUAUGCAUAUUUUCCGCAAGUAAGGAUAAUUCCUUAACUUUGAGCUGCCAUAGAUUUUCCGGUCAAUCAAGUUUACCCCAAAUUUGAUGAAGAUCUCGAUUACUAAGUUCUGUUUUACGUCGUAUCUCAUUGAACUAAAAAUCUAUGACAAACGUGAAUUAGAUCGUGAAUAAACGGUGAAGUUACUUAA